Meriones unguiculatus (Mongolian gerbil) is the source of this 3310-nucleotide messenger RNA. RefSeq names its product DNA fragmentation factor subunit alpha (gene Dffa). Gene Ontology annotation, molecular function: deoxyribonuclease inhibitor activity. Bases 102 to 1097 code for a protein of 331 amino acids. Lineage: Eukaryota; Metazoa; Chordata; Mammalia; Rodentia; Muridae. The record is from RefSeq and is a predicted model, not a curated record. Gene Ontology annotation, biological process: apoptotic DNA fragmentation; apoptotic process; regulation of apoptotic process. The transcript has 6 exons.
GAAAACUACAUUUCCCGACAGGCCGCUUAAGGGAGGGUGUCCGAGAAAGUGGCUCUGAGCUGCCAAGGAUUUCCCAGAGUCAGUCAGGUAGCACUUUGAGGAUGGAGCUCUCGCGGGGAGCCAGCGCCCCGGACCCGGACGAUGUCCGGCCUCUUAAACCGUGUCUGGUACGCCGCAACCACAGCCGCGAUCAAUACGGCCUGGCGGCCUCCAGCCUCGAGGACCUAAGGAGCAAAGCCUGUGAAAUACUGGCCAUUGAUAGAUCCCUGACACCCAUCACCCUGGUCCUGGCAGAGGAUGGUACCAUCGUGGAUGAUGACGAUUACUUCCUUUGCCUCCCUUCCAACACGAAGCUCGUGGCGCUGGCCUGCAAUGAGAAGUGGACAUACAACGAUUCGGACGGAGGAACAGCCUGGGUUUCCCAAGAGUCCUUUGAUGCAGAUGAAACAGACAGCGGGGCAGGGGUCAAGUGGAAGAAUGUGGCCAGACAGCUGAAAGAGGAUCUGUCCAGCAUCAUCAUGCUGUCAGAAGAGGACCUCCAAGCACUCAUCGACAUCCCAUGUUCAGAGCUGGCUCAGGAACUCUGCCAAAGUUGUGCCACUGUCCAAGGGCUCCAGAACACACUCCAGCAGCUGCUUGACCAGAGAGAAGAGGCCCGCCAGUCCAAGCAGCUCCUGGAACUUUACCUGCAGGCCCUGGAGAAGGAGGGCAGCAUCCUGUCCAGCCAGGAAGAGGCCAAAACUGUCCUCGGUGAAGAGAUGGAUGCAGUUGACACAGGCAUCGGCAAAGAGAUGGCUUCAAAAGUGGCACUUACAAGCCAGAUCCUUACUGCACUGAAGGAGAAGCCUACUCCAGAGCUGAGUUUAUCUAGUCAGGAUUUGGAGCUGGUUUCCAGGGAGGACCCCGAAGCCCUGGCUGCUGCUCUGAGCUGGGACACAGAGAAGGCAGAGACAGUCCAGCGGGCCUGCAGCGAGGAGCUCGCCCUGCGCUUGCAGCAAGUGCAGAGCUUGAGGUCGCUCAGGAAUCUUUCGGCACGGAAGAACCCACAGCCCGGGGAGCAGCAGAGCCCCAAACGAGCCAGACAAGACCCCGCCUAGCUCAACUGGACACAAGCUUUGCUGAGGAGAACCCUUGGUUUUGUCACGAGUGAACUCCUUUACCCCGAUUUUACGGCCUACGUUCUACCUCCUGCCGCCCAGUAUGCUUUUCUAGCACAGGUGGCUUAUACCCCUCCAGAAAAGCUGUUCCAAGUCUACACAUACACCCUUCCGCCUCCACCUAAUGUACUUAGAUUUCCGUCUUUGUUUUUUGUGUGUGUGUUUUGUCUGCAUGUAUGUCUGUACCAUGAAUACCAGAAGAGGCUGUCGGGUCCUCUGAAACUGGAGUUACAGACAGCUGUCAGCACCAUGUGUGUGCUGGGAAUGGACUCCGGGUGCUCUGUGAGUGCAGCCAAUGUUCUCUUGUAGUGAGCCUUCUCUCCAGCCCCAGAAUGUCCUUAUCACAUAAUGGGCCUUAGGUUAAGGUGAAAGUGCUUACCAAGGACAAUUAAAAACUGUCAUGCUGUGGACCCAAUGUCCUUAUCCUACAACUUGAACAGUUGAGUUUUAGACAUAGGCAAUGGUAGAGAAAAGGCUGUCUACCAGAGCAGCAAUCAUGGCCAUGAACUUACUUCUCAAGUUAAUAAAUGCGGUUGCUGUUUGUAUAAGGCGCAUACUACAUUUGUAGACCCCGGGACAUGGAGUCUACUCCAUUUCUAAUAUCUGACUCAGUGUUGGGAGCUGUUGCCAUGGUGAAACCCCCUUCUAUUUUCUAAUGUGUUUUGCCGGUGGGGGUAGAAAGAGUCAUUAAGUGCUUCCCAUGCUCUGCAGCUCCAGGUCUCUCUGUGCAGAUGAGCGCACUUCUGGUUUUCUCUGCUGUUUCUGCUCAGACUUCUGCAACCUCUGCAAUCUGCAGUGCUGUCUGCUUUCAGGGAAUGGGUGCUUAGCGACGGGGCAUCUGAUUUUUAUGCAUGCUGGGAAGAAAACAGCACUACCUUGCAACACCUGCCCAGUUUUUAAUUUGUCUGCCAGCUUGCACAUGUGUGUGUGAGUGUGUGUUUGUGUGUUUGUUCUGGGUGCUGGGGAUUGAACUAGGGAUGCUCCCUAAUGAACCACACCCCAGCUUCACUUUGGCCAGUUAAGCAAAGAAAUGAAGCAUUAAGUCUUGGGGCAAAGGCGGGGUGCAGAAAACAGAUAAAAAGAAUUGUUUCCUUGCCUACAGCGGUCAGGUCUGUGGGCAGCUUUUACAUGUUGUGCCUUAUAAGAUCUCGUCCCAGCACCCCCCACCCCCGCAUCUUUGUAGUGCUUCUCAAUCCUUAAAUAAAAGCCAUCGCUGAUCACCCACCCACUGUUAUUUGUCUAGAAACAUUAAUCCCUUUCAAGUGUGAUAGUACACAAACACAAAGGGAAAUACUUUCCAAUAGAAGAGUAUAUGCCACUGUCUGUACUGACCAGCGCAUCAAAGCUGGCUGGUGCUUGUAAUAGCAUCAGGUUACCUUGAAUUUGGCCGAGGUAGGCUGGCAGAGAGUUGUCAGCAGCACUGGGCCGACAGUGAGAUUUUCCCAAACAGUGAAGUUCUGAACAGAAUAACACCUGUCCUUGGGUUACAGGUUAACUGUGUGUGUUCCUAGAAAUGCAGUAUAUAUUAAAACUAAAAAUAACUUUUAAAAUAAUCCCAGCACUUGGGAGGCAGAGGCAGGGGGAUCUCUGUGGCUGAGGCCAGCCUGGUCUACAGAGUGAACUACAGGCCAGUCAAGGCUUUAUUUUCUCAAAGAAAAUAAGAAAAAAAAAAAAAAAUUAAUGGAAUUAGGUUUCAAACUAAGAUAAUUUUGGAUGGGUGUUUGCCUUCGGCUUAUAUUUAUUUAUUCUCUGCACGGAGCACACAUGCAUGUAAGUAUGUGUGCAUGCAUCCUACUGCUAAUGUGGAGGUCAAAGGGCAAUCUGUGGGAGUCCUUUUUCUUUCCUUCCCACCAUGAGGGCCCUGAGGACUGAACUUGGUUCUUCAGACUUGGAAGUAAGCGCCUUUACCUGCUGAGCCAUCUUGCUGGAUACAAAACAAAUUUCUAUCCACAUGGAUUCUCAGUCUGCUCAAGUCUUUCAAGAAGCCAGGCACUGUGUGAUGGUGUACUUGUUACCUACCCGCUUGAGAGGCAGAGGCAGGAGGGUCAUUUGAGGCCAGCCUGGACAGAAUCAUCUCAAAAAGUAGCACUGCAGGAUAUGGAAUAAUUCUGUCUUGUACAAUUUUAAAGACUUAUUAAAAAUGUUUAGGUUUA